UGUAACCGGCGGAGGAGGAAGACGAAGAAGAAGAACGGAAAGAUGACACCAAGCUAACUUGGUGAAAAGGUAAAAUGAUCCUCCGAGGCUGGGGUUAAAGAAUGUAACAAACGAGAUGGGGCAAAUGUUGUGUGUAUGUUCCCGUGGCUCCAUCACCAUUGACAACAAAAAAUAUUAUUUUGUCCAGAAACUUGAUGAAGGAGGGUUCAGUUAUGUUGAUCUGGUAGAAGGAGCAAAAGACGGGCAUUUUUACGCCCUAAAGAGAAUCUUGUGUCAUGACCGGGAAGGCCGCUCGGAGGCUCAGACCGAAGUGGAGAUGCAUCAGAUGUUUAAUCAUCCCAACAUCUUGAGCCUGGUCUCGUACGCAUUUAUUGAUUCUGGAGGCAAGACAGAAGCCUGGCUCCUUUUGCCCUACAUGAGUAGAGGAAGUCUCUGGUCUGUUCUGGAAAAGCUAAGAGACAAGGGGAGCUCAAUGCCUGAAAAACAGAUUUUGCAAAUCUUCCGUGGAAUUUGUUCUGGCCUGAAGGCUAUUCACGAAAAAGGCUACGCACACAGAGAUCUGAAGCCCACAAAUGUACUCCUGGAUGAGAAUAACAAGCCGUUGCUGAUGGAUCUGGGCUCCAUGAACCGUGCAAGAAUUGAGGUGAAAGGAUCCAGAGAGGCCAUGACCCUACAGGACUGGGCCGCCCAGCGCUGCACCAUUUCCUACAGAGCUCCUGAGCUGUUCAACGUAGAGAGCCACUGCAUCAUAGAUGAGCGCACUGAUAUUUGGUCGCUGGGCUGUGUGCUGUACUGCAUGAUGAUGUUGGAGGGGCCGUAUGAUCUGGUGUUUCAGAAGGGCGACAGCGUGGCUCUGGCUGUCCAGAAUCCAGUCAGCAUCCCGCCAUCUUGCAGGUAUUCAUCAGGUCUGCAGGUGCUGCUGAGCUCCAUAAUGGUCUCAAAUCCUCAAGAGAGACCGAACAUCAGUUGGGUGCUUGACCAGGUUCAGGACCUGCAAAGUCAUAGUCCAAACACCCAAACCAACAUGGUCUGAUCUGAUGCACUGUAUGUAGAGACCAAACCUGUACACACCUCAGUGAACAUCUCGUUUUUCUCUGUUUGUUUUUUUUUUUUUUUAAAGAAUUAAAGCUAAAAAGCAGAGGAACUGUUUUUCAUCCCACACGGGACGGUUGUCAACAGCAAAAGCCUCUUCAUCCACUUUAUCCGAUCACAGCUUUCUGUUAGUCUUUUUUAAACGUACUAAUUUAUCUGAAGAAUGUUAAAUGCCUUAAAUCUAUAAAUAUUUUCCACAGUGCAAUUAUGUUUUUUUGAUGUUAAAAAAUGCAUUUUUUGGGCCACUUUUAUUUUUUUUAAUUUGUUUAUUUGUUCUUGCGAUGACCUAAAUGAAGUGCUGCUCACGUAUCUGUUUUUGGAUCCAUUUCUUUAGUUUGAAAUUCACAGUGGAGACAAAUUGACUAACUUGACCGACUUUGUUGAAAAGCAAGAAAAUCAACUGUGGUUGAUUUUUAUUAUUUUUUUUAUAAGUGAAUACAAGAAAGUGCAACUCAUUCUUUUGUCCCUCAGAUGGAGCCAGGCUCGCUCUUUCUACUUUUUAUCAGUUCUAAGUUAAAGUCUACCCUCUAGUGGCAGCAGCUUUAACAACUAUCCUUUUAAAAUAGAACAUUUAUCCUAAAGUAGUAUUUUUUAGAUUUUUAUAUGAGUAGAAGAUGAAGCUCUGCUAGAUUUUCAGCUGAAGAAUGCUCCACAAAUGUAAAAUAUGUCAGAUCAUAUUCAUUUUAAAGGAAAGGUACUGAGCUCCUCUGUAAUGUUGAACAUGAUAUCUUUUUUUAGGGCAUUUGUGGGCUCAUUCUCUCUUUUAGGGGUUAGUUUCAGGAGUAUCUUGCUCCUUACUUUGUGUUUCAUGUUUCAGGAAGCUUCUCUGUUCAUUCCAGUGACUCUUCAUGUUCUGUCUAGCAUGAUGUUUAUUCCUUUACAAAAAGAACAAAAGAAAGGAAAACCAAGACUGCCCCUCAAUCACAAAUGUUACAAGCUAAACCAACAGUUUAUUUUAAUAUGAUAGAGUUUAAUGUUGUGUUACUUUACUUUGUGUUUUCCAUUCCACUGAUUCAUGUGUUUUAUUCUCGUUUUUCUUUUCUUUGUAAUAAUCAGACUUGUGUUCUCUCAGGGUUCUCUUACACCUAAAGGUCUUUAUUAGUGAACCUAAACUCUACCUUUAAAGUUUCCUGACAGUAAACCUUUUGGGCAUUUAAGUUUAAUGCUUUAUUUUGUGGUUGUAAUGCAGUGAUUUAGGAUUGUUUGACAACCUUAAGAUAUUCUGCUCGGCUAGCUUGUAGACAUCAGUUUGAACUGUAUUCUGGGAGUAUUUUACAGUGUUUAAGGAUCAGUUAUUGCAAAGUCUGAAUUUAGCCGGUAUAGUGAACUGUUGUGUUGUUGUAAAGUGCAAACCAGAUGCUGCAGCUGAAAGACAGAAAGUUCUACGCAUAUUAGUUAAGGUACCAGAUAUUAUUGUGUGCUUUUAAUGAUGAAAAGUCCUUUAUUAAUAUUUUUGAUCCAAUCUUCUGUGCACAGUAAAACACAAAUAAAUAUUAAACAUGGAAACUCCAUGGAUGUGGAUGUUCUUAAAUUA
Oryzias melastigma (Indian medaka) is the source of this 2626-nucleotide messenger RNA. RefSeq names its product serine/threonine kinase 16 (gene stk16). Bases 116 to 1033 code for a protein of 305 amino acids. The record is from RefSeq and is a predicted model, not a curated record. Gene Ontology annotation, biological process: protein phosphorylation. Gene Ontology annotation, cellular component: cytoplasm; Golgi apparatus. Lineage: Eukaryota; Metazoa; Chordata; Actinopteri; Beloniformes; Adrianichthyidae. The transcript has 8 exons. Gene Ontology annotation, molecular function: protein serine/threonine kinase activity; ATP binding.